AUGAACUCUGCUGCCACGGUGCCUUCAACAGGCCAAUGGCCGCCACGGAGGCCAUCCAAGAGAAAUAAGCUACGCAACGGCACAUUCAUCAUCCCGGCGACGGGCGAGCGCUCGCGGCGCGUCUUCACGCUGCGUUCCGCCCCUUCCGACCAGACCGACGGCACCAACGGCUCGACCAUCCUCCCCGUCUCGUCGGGCCAGUCCGUGUCCGACCGAGGGCGCGCCGCCGCGCACAACGUUCGGGCUGCCGGCGCAAAGCUCUUGACUUGGCUGGACACGCCCACGGGCCAUGGCGUGCUCAAGUGCACGCUGGCUUACACGCUGGCCAGUCUGGCCACCUUUUGGUCGCCGCUCUCCGACUUCCUAGGCAAGCCCGACGGCAAGCACAUGGUUGCCACGCUCACGGUGUACUUCCACCCCGCUAGGUCCGCGGGCUCCAUGAUCGAGGCCAUACUUUGUGCUAGUGUCGCCGUCGCCUACGCCGAGGCCGUCUCGAUCCUGUCCAUGUGCACCUCGGUCCUGUUUGGCAGUGUCCUGGAGAUGGUGCCCCUUGCCCACGCAUUGGUCCUGGCUGUGUUUAUUGGAGGAGGCUUCGGUUUUAUGGGAUGGGCCAAGCAGAAGAUGAACAACCCGCUGGUCGAUGUCGGCAGCACUCUGGCCUCCCUGGCCGUCAUUGGCGUUGUCACCAAGGAGACGGCCGUCUUUUCCAAUGUCUUUUCAAACCAAAAGAUUGUCCAGAUUUUCAAAAUGCUCGUCAUGGGCAUUACAACCACCACUACCGUCAACCUACUGGUCUGGCGAGUUUCUGCCGUGGACCUGCUGCGCCAGUCUAUGACAAAGGCCUCUACGUCCCUGGGAGACAUGCUCGCCAUGAUUACCCGCGGCUUUCUCAGCGGAUCCGAAGACGAUCUCCUGUCGUCUGAAUUUGCCGCCGCGUCGUCGGCUUAUACCGCUGUGUACCCUCAACUGGCUAAGAACCUCCGCGAGGCAAAGUUUGAACGCUAUUUUCUCGGCCGUGAGAGGCUGUACCGGCUUGACAGAGCUGUCGUCAGGUCCAUGGAGACCCUGGCCCAGUCGAUCGGCGGGCUGAGAAGCGCCGCCAAUACCCAGUUUGCGCUGCUUAAGGAAUCCACUGAUCCCCAGUCUGUCUUGCUCUCCCCAGGCGCGUCCAUGUCAUCUUCAGCAAUGCAGCGAUCACCAAACAUGCCCAAGAGCGGUGGCAAGGACCGAUUCUUUGUUUUGUCGUCGAUUGACGAGCUGUCUGAAGACAGCAACGACGAUGAACGGUCUCGCCUCAAUAAAAAGCCUGCGCCAGUUGAUGGACCAGCCGCAAGCGUCCCGACUUUCCACAACCCGUCUGACAUCUUUGAGCUCUUUAUCGCUCUGCUAGGGCCUUCGAUGAAGUCGUUGGCUUAUACUCUUUCUGAGGUCCUUCGAGACCCUCCCUUUGGCUCGGCUCCCGAUUACGAAAUAUCGAUUAAUGAUCAUUUCCGCCAGAGCCUCACCGACGCCUUGUCGCUUUUCGACGAGGCGAGAGCAAACGCCCUGCGGGAGCUCUACAAGUCUCUUGAACUAGGCCGAACAAGGUCGGAGCAGAUUCAAGCCGACUUUGAGGAAGUUGCAGCCGCCUGCGGCCACUUCAGUUUCAGUCUACAAGCCUUUGGGGAAGAGAUGCAGAAAUAUCUGGAUGUGUUGGAUGAUCUGAAGCAUGCCAACGAACACAGAACGCGGACCUGGCAGUGGCUUCUGUGGUGGAGGCGCGGGCCCAACGACGGUCGAAAGCUUCCGGCUCUGCCAUACGACCCCGAAGAGCAAGAGAGCUUGAUAAAGCCCAUCAAGAAGAGCGCAAUUCCCAGGGGAAUCUCGGACUCCAUGGUUGCGCGACGGGACACGUAUAGCUGGGAGGCCACACCGCAGACCAGCAAGGUUGUCGCAACUGUCUCUCAGAGGCUCCUCCGCCUGCUGAGGAAGUUGGCUAGGGAUGAUAUACGCUUCGGUCUGAAGGUUGGCAUAGGAGCCACUCUCUGGGCCAGUUUCGCGUUCAUCCCCCAAACCAGAGAAACUUACCGGCACUGGAGGGGCGAGUGGGGGCUCUUGUCCUUUAUGAUUGUCUGCUCCAUGACAGUAGGCGCAUCCAACACGACGGGAUUGGCUAGGUUCGUGGGCACCUUGAUCGGUGUUGGAGCCUCGGGCUUGAACUGGACCAUCACACAGGGCAAUGCGGUCGGCCUCGUCUUCUUGGGCUGGUUUGUGGCCUUCUGGAGCUUCUGGAUGAUAGUAGCGCGUGGAAUGGCGCCAUUGGGUCGCAUAACGCUGCUCGCCUACAACGUGUCGACCCUGUACGCCUACAGUCUAUCCCAGUCUGUCGAGGACGAUGAUGAUGACGAGGGCGGCACGCACCCUAUCAUCCGCGAGAUUAUCCUCCAUCGUUUCGUGGCGGUAACAGCAGGUAUCCUCUGGGGAUUGAUUGUCUGCCGCGUGAUUUGGCCCAUCUCUGCACGCAAGAAGUUCAAGCAAGGCCUCAGCAUGCUGUAUCUACAGAUGGGACUGAUCUGGAAACGCGGGCCGCUAGCGAUACUAUUGCGCAGCGAUUGCACUCGCUCUUACCUGCGCUCCGGCGAGCAAGCCGCGCUCCAAAAGUAUGCGGCACGGCUCGACGUCCUCCGCGGCAGCGCGGCGUCCGAGUUCCAGCUCCGUGGCCCGUUUCCCUCGGAGCAGUGCGCCCGCCUCAUGCGAUGCACCCACCGUCUCCUCGAUUCCUUCUACGCCAUGUCCCUCGUCACGCAGCGUAAGGGCCACUUGACUGAGGGCGAGCGGGCCCUGCUGCUCUUUACAGCCGACGAGCGCCAGCAGCUCUGCGACCGCAUCUGCCACGUGUAUCAGGUCCUCGCCUCGUCUCUAAUGCUCGAGUACCCGCUCACAGACGCCCUGCCGAGCGUGACCGGGAUGCGGGAUAGACUUCUUGGCAAGAUUUUCCAGUUUCGGAAAGAGCACGCCCCUCCGUUGGACACUGCGGGCCCGGGACCCACCAUCAACGACAAGCUGGGCGGGCUGAUGCAGGUCAAUGUCCAGGAGCGCGACUACGCUCUCCUCUAUGCGUAUGCCCUCGUCACGGGACAGGUGGCCGAGGAGCUCAAGGUGGUUGCCAGGGAGAUUGAAGACCUCUUUGGCGUGUUGGACAUGGAGGCGCUCCUCUUACAAUAG
Lasiosphaeria miniovina is the source of this 3204-nucleotide messenger RNA. RefSeq names its product Fusaric acid resistance protein-like-domain-containing protein. The transcript is spliced from 3 exons. The coding region runs from base 1 to 3204 and encodes 1067 amino acids. The record is from RefSeq and is a predicted model, not a curated record. NCBI's taxonomy places the organism in Eukaryota, Fungi, Ascomycota, Sordariomycetes, Sordariales, Lasiosphaeriaceae.